Molecule: messenger RNA, 1235 nt
Organism: Phoenix dactylifera (date palm)
Lineage: Eukaryota; Viridiplantae; Streptophyta; Magnoliopsida; Arecales; Arecaceae
Molecular function (GO): protein binding
Source: RefSeq, a predicted model, not a curated record
UAAGCAUCGCCUCAUAGGUCUCCCUCUCCGCCUCCCGUCCACCCUCGCCGCGGCCGCUGCAACGCGCUUCUCUUCUCCAACGCCGACUCGCAAUCCCACUCUCUCAGAAGAAUCAGAGAAAAAAGGGAUUCCAAGACCUCAAGUAACGAUGACCGACCACGUUCAGGAGCAGGAGAUGGAAAUCGAAGCUCUACAAGCCAUCCUCAUGGACGACAUCAAAGAGAUUGAUUCCACUGAGAGUGGGUUGAGCACAAACAAUCGGUGCUUCCAAAUUGUAUUGUCCCCACAGGAUGAUGAUAUGGAUGAGUCAAAUUACACGCCAGUUAAAUUGGCUUUGAUAUUCUCUCAUAGUGAAAAGUAUCCAGAUGAACCCCCACUUCUGAAUAUUAAAAGUGUACGAGGAAUUAAAUCUGAGGAUCUUUCAGUGCUAAAAGAAAAGUUUGAGAAAGAGAUGGCUGAGAAUCUUGGCAUGGCAAUGAUCUAUACACUUGUCACAUCUGCUAAAGAGUGGUUAAGUGAAAAAUUUGGGCAUGAGGUUGUGGCUGAGGAUUCUGAAGUAACCGAUACAGUUAAAGAUGAUAUAAUCGUUCCCCAUGGAGAACCGGUUACUGUAGAAACUUUUAUUGCCUGGAGAGAACGAUUUGAAGCUGAAUUAGCACUAGAACGAGCCAAGCUAAUGCCAGAUUCUGCACUUGCAGCCCCCAAGGAGAAGAAGCUUUCAGGAAGGCAGUGGUUUGAGAGUGGAAGACAUACAGCGAAAGGUGCAGCUGCAGUUGCUGAGGGAUCUGAGGAGGAAGAUGAAGAGGACAUUGACCUGGAUGAUGACUUUGAAGAUGAUGAAGAAGAUAUGCUUGAGCACUAUUUGGCACAGAGGCCCGAUAAAUCAUCGGAAGGAUCCAGAAAGUGAAAAUUGCUUACUUCCUUAUCGAGCUUGAUAUGCUAAGAUCCCUGCAUGGACCAGCUUUUCGGAUUUUGAUCAACCAGGCUGAAGUCAAUUCUAGUUAUGUUGGAACAGGUGGUGCUGUGAGGAAAUCUUUUGAAUUUUGCUGCUGAGGCCUAAUUGUAUGAGUCAUUAUCGUAGCAGCAACAUCAAUCCUUUGUGUCGUGGAAUGUAUUAUCUGAACCUCUUUUUUCUUUGAUAUGUUUACAGUUUUUAAUUGCAUGUCAUAACAUCAAAAUCUAUCAUUACUAUGAUAGCAACAUCCUCCUCUAAUAUCUUCAAGUCAUUUUGCUGU